Molecule: messenger RNA, 393 nt
Organism: Adineta ricciae
Lineage: Eukaryota; Metazoa; Rotifera; Eurotatoria; Adinetida; Adinetidae
Source: the annotation of a GenBank genome assembly
AUGUCUGCCGUUGAAGGUGAUGAAAAUGAAUCAUCAGCAAAUGCUUUGAAUUCUGCAGGAAAUAAUGAAGACAAUACAGGUUCAGCACGUAGUGGCGCAACGAACGAUUCGGAAGACGGUUCCAAAGUAGUUUUCCUUCUUAAAGCAGCUGGCGGUGCACCGAUUUUAAAGAAGAAAAAAUGGGCUUUACCGCGCGCAAGAACCAUGGGCCAUAUUGUAGAAUUUUUAAAGAAAUAUAUGAAACUUGAUGCUCAACAGCAACAGCAAUUAUUUCUCUAUGUGAAUCAAUCAUUUGCACCAGCGCUUGAUACAACGAUUGGGUCAGUGAAUGAUUGUUUCAGUAGUGAAGGAACACUUGUCUUACAUUAUGCAUUGACCCAAGCUUGGGGAUAA